Molecule: messenger RNA, 5360 nt
Organism: Morone saxatilis (striped sea-bass)
Lineage: Eukaryota; Metazoa; Chordata; Actinopteri; Moronidae
Gene: klf7a
Product: Kruppel-like factor 7a
Exons: 4
Coding region: 233-1138 (301 amino acids)
Biological process (GO): regulation of transcription by RNA polymerase II
Molecular function (GO): RNA polymerase II cis-regulatory region sequence-specific DNA binding; DNA-binding transcription factor activity, RNA polymerase II-specific
Source: RefSeq, a predicted model, not a curated record
CAACACGGAUACGCAUGGAGCCUCCAUCACCUCCAGUCUCUUUUACGCACCGAGUCCGAUAAUGCGCGCAGGUACAGGGACCCUAAUCGCCACAUUUCCAGCCGCCACACUGAGCAAUUAAUCUCCUCUUAUGGACUAAUAUGAAAGAAGUGGAUGCAGAGGUCUGACACAGCCAAGAAAGGAGGCAUAUUUCUUGUGGAUCGUUCUUGUUUUUCCAUCACCGAGCGUCAGCAUGGAUGUCUUGGCGAACCACAGUAUCUUUCAGGAACUUCAACUCGUUCACGACACCGGCUACUUCUCUGCCAUGCCCUCGCUGGAGGAGAACUGGCAGCAGACCUGCCUAGAAUUGGAGCGUUAUCUGCAGACGGAGCCCAAGCGUCUGUCAGAGCUCUUCGACCAAGACCUGGAUGGCCUCUUAACUCCUGCCUAUCUGAAGGAGGACGGUGAGGAAGAGCUGACAGACUCCCUGCUACCCAGCCUGCCCAGCCUCCCUGAGCCCCCUAGCCCACCUCCAUUGAUCCUCUGCCCGACACGGAAGAAUUUUCCCUCCCCUGGUGCAAUGAAAAGAGACCUCAAACCCAAGGGCCAGGGCCUGGAAAAUGUAGAAGGGAUGGAAGGGGUCCACCAAGCCCAGCUGAGCGCUGUCACCUCGCUGACGCCCCCGUCGUCACCAGAACUGGGCCGCCACCUCGUUAAACCCAACCAGACACUGACGGCCUCGGCUGAUGGGACGCUUACCUUGAAGCUGGUGGCCAGGAAGGUGGGGCUUAGCGCAGCCCGUUUGGUGGCGGCGCACGCAAUCCCCGUCCGGAUUAAGGAUGAAGACGAGGGCGCUGCAUGUGUGAUCGGGGUUGGGGAGCUACCGGAGAACAAGAAGAGGAUCCACCGUUGUCAAUUCAACGGCUGCAGGAAGGUGUACACCAAGAGCUCCCACCUAAAGGCCCAUCAGAGGACACAUACAGGUGAGAAGCCUUACAAGUGCUCGUGGGAGGGCUGCGAGUGGCGAUUCGCCCGGAGCGACGAGCUGACGAGGCACUACCGCAAACACACCGGCGCCAAGCCUUUUAAGUGCAACCACUGUGACAGGUGUUUCUCACGGUCGGAUCACUUGGCGCUACACAUGAAGAGGCACAUCUGAGGAAUUUGAGAGAGGUCAGCGGGAGUGGAAGAGAGGGGAAGGGGAUGGAGGCGGAGUGGAGGAAGGAGAGGGAGCAUCAUCUGCAGAAAAAUAACACCAUGGAUGUUAGAGAGAGACAGAGGGAUGGACUCAAAAAACACCAGAUUUGGCCAUUCUGGACUGGAGGGAGAGGCACCACACAGGGACGCUGACUACAGACUGAAACACAGGAAGGCAGACAGACUCUGUCAGUCUGUGCUCAACCAGUUGGUCCAUGAUUCCACAGUGAUUUGUCGUCACCUCACAAAUGUCUCCUGGUGUUGUCGCAUGGACGAUACAGACGCUCCAUCCCACCCUUCGUAUGUGUCUCAGAGGGGAUGUCACACGAUGAAUGGUGGACCACGUGCCUGUAGUUGGCAGCUCUUUCUUGUAGUCGCUCUUGCAGUCUUUGCAAACGUCCCUUGGCAAAACGCUUCCAAAAUGUCAGCCCUGUUCAUGCAGCAGUGCUCCAUGUACCAGCGAGCUCACCAACGCCAAACUGGACCAGUUGUAUAGUAAUUUUCACUCACAGCACAACUGCUGUUUGUAUAUCCACGAUUUCCUCUUCUUAGAACGUACUGUAUCUUGAGCUGAGGAGAACAUUUCCAACAGUAGCUAAACAGCAUCAUCUCACAGGGUAAGCAAGCAAGAAAGCUGGCUUUCUCUCCCUCAAACUUGCCACAGCCUUUACAAAUUCGCCAAAGGGUUUGUUAUCUUAUAUAUGGGACAGAUAAUAAUUUGACAAUUUUUCAUCUGACCUCUGUCACAUCUGCUUACUGGAUCCAUUCAUAAAUCCUUCUGGUUCGAUGGCAUCGGAGCACUUGUUUGAACGGAGCGUUAGAUUGGAUUUCCCAUAGAAUUGAAGAUGGGAGUGUGUUGCACUGAUGUGCUGUGCAGACUGAUUGAGGUCAUCCAGAGGACUGGCUUGCUUUAUGAACAUCAUCUAUUGAGGGUUACCGCUGGAUGAGGCUAACAAAUCUACUCUGGGAAAGACUCUCCUAGACAUCUCCUAGAAUGUCAGCUGAAACCGAGCAUCUCAAGAGAUGUAAGAUGGCUCCUAAGAGUGUUUUUCCUCCCCAGGAUUUUGGCUCUUAAGAGUUGUCGUCAGGAACUGUUGCACAAUUGACUCUUUGCAAACUUUUUGUAAAAAUGCCCCAUCGUCUUGAGCUGGGAGACAAUUUGGGACUCACCAAAUGGCUUUCACAUGCCGCCAAAGUGUGAACAGCCACAUGCACAAGUCGAAGCAGCUAGCUGACUGCGAUAGCACACCGAACGCAAGAUCACUAUGUAUGAUAAAGGCUAUAUUGUUUCUAAGAAAAUAUUCUCCUAUUUGUUCAGAACAGACAAUUGAAAAGACCAUUUUGAAGAAUACAUUGGAAAUGGAUGCAGCCAAAAAAAAUGUGUCUACUGUAGAUGCCUGAAAUGAUCUCUUUGGCCUUUGAGAGUGAUUGGCACCUAACUAGCCACUGGGUUGAGAUAGGUUUCGUCCUGUUCACACCAUCCAUGCAGAUCUCUUUCAAUUUAGCAGCUUUCAGAUUUCACUUUAGAGAAACUCAGCAUUCAAUAGCUCUCCUAAUUGGGCCUAUGCAUAUCCAAGAACAUUCCUGCUGACUUCCUGACCAUUCAUGUAUGACUAAAUGCAGAUCCCUGCUGAACACGGAAGGACUUAUAGAAAGACACACAACACAAAUUCAAUCAAUUGGGUGGCUCUUCUCAGAGCAAAUCAAUGUGAAUGUAUCUAUUGUAAGUCUGUACAUGUUGCUGGGGCCAGGAAAAAACUUGUAUGGUUGGUAAGAUCAUACCAGACACUAUUUCUGUUUAUACAGUAGUUUCUCUUUUUAACAUUAAAUGAAAAGGUUGGAAUAACUAGUAAUGGCUGGUAGCUUUUGACACUUUACUGGUCGUACUGGACCAGCAGGAGGUCAUGAGUGCAUAUUUCCAGUGGGUGGCUGAAAUGGGUUAAGGGAGGAACAGAUCUGCUCAGUCAGCAAAGAUUACAGCCCCAUCAGCUCAUGAAACUGCAGUGGAGUGAAACCCACACACAUGAGACACAUACAUGCACUCCUGGAAAACUGGAAUUAACAUUUGUCCUUGGUGAACUGACUCUUGUCCAAUAGAACAGAUAGGCAUAAAAUCUAGUUGUUGCUCUUUGCCGCAUUAGACUGUCAUCUCCUUGAUCUGCAGAUAGAAAUGAAUUUUAGAUGAACAUUGACUCAACUGAAGCGCACAAAAAUCAAACAGGCAGCUUGGACAAAAGCAGAUUGUCAGGAUUCUUACGAACUUGAUUGGGAGCAACUAUGUCAAGGUGUUUAUUCUUUAUUUUACAAGACUUUUGAUACUUUGAGGCGAAGAGAGGCACACAGAAGUCUGCUUGUUGGCAAGGGAGACAGUAAAUUGAUUUCACUCUGUGUACCAGAGGCACAUCUCAGUUUUGCAGAUUUAAAUGUCUGCGCCUCUGGAAGUAGAAGCAGUAUCAGCUCCUGCUUUGCAUUCAUUGGAAGUCUUUCUGUCUAAACGUGCAAACUCCUUUUUAAAUUUAACAUCUUGGUGACAUGCCUUCACUUGCAAAGAUAGGAGGGAGUGACCACAAUAGAAAACAACACGUUUUAACUGCUGCUUUAUUUUCAAGAAGAAAUUCUCACAGGCCAUCCGGGUUGCAGCUAAAACAACCUGGAUGGCCUGAUACCAGUGCUAUCAUGCCUUCUUUUUGUUUGCUGGCAUUAAUACAAGUCACAGAUACUGAGAAACAUUUGAGAUUUGGUUUGUAGAAGAUCUAAAAAUAUCCAGAUCAGAUGGGAAUGUCAGAGCAGGUUAGCAGGUUUGUGGUUUUCCUGCCCGACUUUACAUGUGGAAGAUAAAAUGAAGAAAAGCAGUUUAACCCAUGGGUUAAAGUUGUAUCAUCAAUGGCAGCUCUACUUGUGUGUUUCAGUAUUUUAACGGGGCAUGCUCCUGUUUAACUGAAUGGUUGCGAAUGUGUGGGAAUGUGCUUGGAAGUGGGUUUUUUUUGUGUACGAAUCAUAGACAGCUGAGGAUUUUGGACUGAAACGCUGAAUGUGUUGUUGUUUUUCAUGUUAAUUGAGACUUUCAGGAGACGCGACAUGGAAAUAUUGAAAUUACAGGACAUUUUAGAAUUUGGUCUUCUUGUGACUUGACAUAAACUAAUUUUCCCAUGUGUUUGCCGGGAGCUCGAGAACUGGGAUUUCAAAUGUGAAUGUGUUUUCUGGAAAGGUUGUUUCAUGUUGUCUCUGAGGAUGCGGUUCAGUUCUGUGUCAUCUUAAUGAAUGAUUGUCAAUUCUGCUGUGCCUGUGUGUUCUUCGUCUGUUUGUAUUUGCACUCUGAAUUUUUGGAAAAAUCACUUGCAUAUCUGAUGUUUUCUGUCUGCUUGUACACUACACUUCACACAAUGACCCCGGGUGAUGAAACACUGAUCACAAAGUCUGUAUAGUAGCUGUUUUUAGCACAAAUGUACACACUCAUGCAUACAUGCAACAUGGAUUCACACACAUUGCAGACAUGCUAACACACAUCCCAAACUACAUGCAUGCAGACACUCCCAAAACACACAGAUUUAUACAACAAAACAUACAUCCUGAUACAAUGAUGCAAAUACACACACACACACUCUCUCUCUGUUAUCCUUGUGCGUUUUCACCGUUUUUCAUGCCAGCUUGUGAGAGUCAGACAGCCAGACUGCAGCUCUUGCUCUCAGCAGAGGGGGGGAACACGCAUUAUUAUGUGUGACACCACCUCUGUUUCCACCAGGUCUGAAUUUCAAAUCAAACGCACCCCCUUUUUCUACCAGCAUUCCCUCACCACAGUCCCCACGCACAUCCCCCCCAGCCCCGCCACCUCCAUUUUCUCAAAUAUGAUCCCUCUCAACUCCUCUCCUCUGUCCGACUCACUCCCCCUUUCCCUCCACCUCUCCUCCUACCUUCCCCUCGUUCCCUUUUCCACCUUUUUCCUCCGUUGUCUUUCUCCUUUUCUUUUGCUGUACAAAGUGUUUCAAAUCUAUCAUUUGUAUAUUAUGAUGUAUGGGUACGAUAAUGUUCUUUAUUAUGGAAAAAUGAGAAAGAUUUAUUUUUGUUACUGGUUUGUUUCAUAAUUCCUUUUUUAAAUUGGUAUUGUAAUAUCUCUAUGCAAGGAACUGUUCGGUGAAUCGUUUUUAUUUAAGAAUGUAAUUAUGUGUAAUAAAUGGUAGAAGCAG